Messenger RNA from Guillardia theta CCMP2712, 1470 nucleotides. RefSeq lists its product as hypothetical. Lineage: Eukaryota; Cryptophyceae; Pyrenomonadales; Geminigeraceae. The record is from RefSeq and is a predicted model, not a curated record. Gene Ontology annotation, molecular function: protein binding. The coding region runs from base 1 to 1470 and encodes 489 amino acids. The transcript has a single exon.
AUGCUGGGGCUGAGCAUGAAGGAGAGAGAGGAUGUGAAGGUAGCGGAUGCUGAGGAUGUGAAGGUAGCGGAUGCUAAGGAUGCUGAGGAUGUGAAGGUAGCGGAUGCUAAGGAUGCUGAGGAUGUGAAGGUAGCGGAUGCUAAGGAUGCUGAGGAUGUGAAGGUAGCGGAUGCUAAGGAUGCUGAGGAUGUGAAGGUAGCGGAUGCUAAGGAUGCUGAGGAUGUGAAGGUAGCGGAUGCUAAGGAUGCUGAGGAUGGCAUGUCUUCCGGGGAGGAGAGAGCAUCGGGUGAUGAGUCAGAUGCAGAGGAGGAGGACAGCAGGGAGCAGGACUACAAGAGGAAAUACCAGGAGGCUGUCAAGAAGCUCGGUCUAGACCAUGACAAGACGCUGAUGAAGGCGCUGCGACUUGUCAGCUGCUACAUCGGGCGAUACAAGCUGAACGAUACGAAUGAAGUGUUGGAUGAGAUCAUGAGCCUGUGCAAGUCGAGGGGAGGAAAGUUCUACAUCAAGGCGAUUCAGAGCAGAGCCUUCUGCUACUUCAAGCAGUACAGGUUCAAAGAAGCGCUCGAGCUCUUCCACGAGCAAGCAAACUUGGUCGGCCCAAGCUCGGCACUUUAUGAGAACAUGGCGCACACUUACAACAGCAUCGGCGACUACGACAACGCAGCGAGCUACUUCAGCAAGGCGAUGGAGCUGUUGGGUCAAGGGUCCUACGGCAAGAAAGGAGGCAUCCUGCUUGGUCUCGGGUUGGUGAAGGAGCGACAGGGGAACCCGAGAGAGGCUCUUCCUAUCCUGCAGGAGGCUCUGGACAGCUACAAGGCGGAGUACAAGUCAGAGGACGCGACGUCGCUCAUCGCCAAGGCUCACAUGUCAGUCGGUCAAUGUCACGAGCUGCUGGGGGAGCUCAAGGAGGCGCAGAGUCACAUCAGAGACGCGGUCAGCAUCUUCAGGAAGACCGUCGGCGACUCCUCCCCGCUCACCGCCAACGCCCUGGGAGUCCUCGGGCGCAUUCUGGUAGCGCAGGACAGGAGGGAGGAGGCAGAGCCUCUGCUGCUGGAGGCCCUCGAGCUGGAGGCCUGCAAGGACGCGUUUCAUCCCGACACCGUGUGGCGGCUGCUGAACCAGCUCAAGGAGCUGUGGACUGAAGGAGGCAGCAACAUCGGGAUCGCGGCUCUCAACAGCAAAUGCCGGAGAUACGUGCCCGUCAUCGAGCGCUGCGACGUUCGGAUCUGCGAGCUGAAGCUUGAUCAGGCGACGCCCGUUGCUCCCUUCAAGGCUGACCUCGGAACCAUCGCGGUGAUCUACAAGACCGCAGGAGAGCUCGUGAUGCUCGCCGGCCUCUACGAGCAGGCGAAGCCUCUGCUGCGAAAAGCUCUUUCUCUCCUCGAGCGCAUCCCCGACUUCGACUGCUCUGUGCUCAUUCAGAGCUGCGUCUCUAGCCUGCGCUUCCUGGAAGACGUGGCUCGCUGA